This is a messenger RNA of Phytophthora megakarya, 2328 nucleotides long. NCBI's taxonomy places the organism in Eukaryota, Oomycota, Peronosporomycetes, Peronosporales, Peronosporaceae. The record is from the annotation of a GenBank genome assembly.
AUGGCGAGUGGUUUCUGGGCGAUUCAGAUGACAGAGCGGGCAAAAUUGAUUUCGGCCUUUGUCUGCCCAUUCGGACACUUCCAGUGGAUCCAGAUGUCUUUUGGACUCAAGAACGCGACUCAAGAACGCGCCAGUGUGAUUAACAACUGUCUAUGGGGAUUCGUGCGGCUCCCACCUGAGGAGGAGGCGAAGGUCGACCGAGAUGUCCUGGAAUUUCUGGAGUUAACUGUCCCAGACACAGGACCGACGAUCGAAAAUCCUCAAGGCGAAGGAGGCGACUGCAUUCAGGCGAAAUAUUCCGACCCCAACACAGAUGGGACCGGUCCUGGGACGAAGCUCCUACAUAGACGACAUAGCUCAUGGGGCGCCUACCUGGGAUACACUUUCCUUCCGAAAAGCGAGUUCGGCAAACAAGCUAUACCGUACCUGUCUCACGAAGUCUGUGCCGAAGGUAUCAGGGCUACCCCGAAGAUUGCCAAGAGUGUUCAAGACUUACCUUUCCCAUCGACUCUGAAGGGCGUUCAGUCGUUCUUGGGAAGCUUGAAUUACUACAACAAGUUUAUCGAGGAUUUACCUCUUGUCGCGGCUGUGCUUUACGAGCUGAAUGAGGAUCGCAUUCGUGCUGGACAUGAUUUGGAUAAGGCCAAGGAAGCGUUCGAGAUUCUGAAACGUAAGAUCACAUCAACGCCGCUGCUGUGCCAUCCAGAUUGUACUAAGCCGUUUGUCAUCAUCCCACAUGCAAACCCCUGGGCGGCUUGUGCCGUCCUCGGACAGGAACAUGAGGGGAUCAUUCAACCAGUGCGCUUUACAGGGCGGGUUCUGAACGAGUCUGAACUCAGAUACCACAUCGUGGAGAAGGAGGUGCUGGUCAUCCUGCGAGUCUUAGAGCAAUUCCCCUGCUCAUCUACGACACCGACCAUAAUCUAUACCCGGUACUCGGUCCUGAAGCGGUUAUUUAAGUCAAAUUCCGCCGACGGCCGUCACCUCAAGUGGGGUUUAGAAUUGUCGAAGUGGGCUCUGGAACUACGCCGUGUGCAACGCGAUGAAGAUGGAUUAGCUGCUAUCCUCGGUGCAGGUAUUACCCCCAGGGAGCAUCUGGACGAAGUCGCUGAGAACCUGAUCCCGGCCAAGGGGCGAGUCAAGGCACCCCCGCCAAUCAGUGUGGAAAUGCUGGAUUCAGACUUCGAAGGAUACGUUCUGAGCUUUGCAGCCAAGGUCUCCACUAGACAAGAAAUUUGUGGGUGUAUCCUGUGGCGUUUACCUGGCUGGCAUGUCCUGAGCGCCCAUGGAUUCCCUUUGGAUGAUGUGACCGUGAAUGAUGUCGAGUAUCACGGGUUGAUCAAAGGUUUGGAGCUAGCUGCCGACCGCGGUUUCAGAGAUGUGGUUGUGGUCGGCGAUUCCAGGAUCGUAAUCCAACAAGCGCAAGGGUUGAUAGGUUGCCACCAGCCUAAUCUGCAACGUCGACUUGCUGAGUAUGAAGCCUUGAGAGUGAAAUUUGGCUCCGUACGGCUGGUCCACGUCAAACGUGAUUACAACCAGGCAGCAGACUACCUACAUUGGCACUCGGGAAAGCAUGGGGUCCCGGAGAAGAUUAUGAAGACUCCGGAGACCUCGGAGCGAAAAGACGACGCAAGUCAGAGUCUGAAGAGCGAUCGUCCAAGUGACCUCAUUUCAGACUCUGCCCCGAGCGCGCCUGAGCCAGUGACACCCGUGAAGAUAGUUACAACCCGAAGUCGUUCCAGACAGGUUGCCGAAUUAGAUGACCCGAGUCGGCCACUUGAUUAUCCAGACGAACGUUGGAGACGGAUUAAGGUCCAUCAGGAUGAGGUCCCAGGGCUAAAAAGGCUCAAUGAUUAUCUGAAAGGUGACUUGUUGAACUAUACGCGGAGGGAAGUCAAGAAAAUUACGAAGGGUUCAGACCGAUAUAUUUUAGACUCAAGAGACGUCCUCUAUCGUUUGGCUGCGCCUACCCCGGAACGUCCUAGGGAUAAGCGCUCUGAACUUCGACUGAUUGUACCGGAAGCCAUACGAUCGGACAUCCUACACCACGCUCACGAAGACUUCCAGAGUGGCCAUCAAGGUAUCACCAGGACAUAUGAACGUCUGCGAUCAGAGUUUUUCUGGAUCGGGAUGUUCCAAGACGUCGAAAUGUUUGUCAAGGAAUGUACGGAUUGCGCGUCCGCCAAGGGACGACCUCCGAAUCCAGGACCCCCUCCCGGGAAUAUUGAACCGACCGGUCCUUUCGAAGUAGUGUCCAUGGAUUUUGUCCUCCCGAAGUCGGAACGUGGGAAUACGUUCCUACUUUUGUACGGGCUACGUUAUGUGUAA